AUGGCCAAAAGAAUUGACAGCCUUCAAGUAGCAGCUGUGAACACAAGCCAACCAUCAACUGUAUGGGUGCAGAAUGAAGAAAGCCAAGAAGAGCAACAACAGGAGCAAGUGAAAUACAUGCACAACCAAAAUUCCGGUCAGAAUGAAGUUUAUGGCGAAACCUAUAACCCCUCCUGGAAGAAUCACCCUAACCUUAGAUGGGGAGAUAACCAUAACCAUAACCAACAGUCAUGGCAAAGAAACACAACCCAAAAUAACCCGAGGAACAACCAGCAGAACAACAACCAAAAUUCAUUCAGAAAACCACAAAACACUUACCCCAACUCCAACCAUUAUCCAAUCCAUAACCAAUCCAUCAACCAAAACACUUAUCAUCAACCACCCACAUCUCACAACCAACCACAAGCAUCCCCUGAAUCUCAAAGAAUCACUAACCUGGAAACCUUGAUAGACAAGUUGUGGAAACAUCAAGAAAUGACGGCCAAGAAUCAAGAAGCUUCCAUCAAGAACAUGGAAAGACAAAUAGGCCAGCUCUCUAAACACUUUGCAACAGAGAGGCCAUCAAGUUCUUUGCCAAGUGACACAAUUCCAAAUCCUAAGGAAGAGUGUAAGGCGAUACACUUAAGGAGUGGGAGAACAUUGGGGAGUAACAAUGACACUACAAAGAAACAAGUGGAGAGCAGCAAAAAGCCAAUAGAUGCAGAGAAAGCCAAUGAUCAAGACAUGAUGCCCUUAUAUGCCAAGUUCUUGAAGGAACUCAUCAACAAGAAAAGAAGCUGGCUGGAGAAGAAGACUGUACUUCUCACUGAAGAAUGCAGUGCGCUCAUCAGAAAAGGACUCCCUCCCAAGUUGGAAGAUCCAGGGAGUUCUUCUUACCUUGCACCAUUGGAAGUCUAUUUAUUGGCAAAGGGAUGUGUGAUUUAG
Arachis stenosperma is the source of this 924-nucleotide messenger RNA. RefSeq lists its product as uncharacterized. The coding region runs from base 1 to 924 and encodes 307 amino acids. The record is from RefSeq and is a predicted model, not a curated record. NCBI's taxonomy places the organism in Eukaryota, Viridiplantae, Streptophyta, Magnoliopsida, Fabales, Fabaceae. The transcript has 2 exons.